Molecule: messenger RNA, 684 nt
Organism: Phoenix dactylifera (date palm)
Lineage: Eukaryota; Viridiplantae; Streptophyta; Magnoliopsida; Arecales; Arecaceae
Source: RefSeq, a predicted model, not a curated record
AUGGCUGUGGCAUGGGCUGGCAGCAUGGCUGGCAUGGCUGGGCUGGCAGGAGGCAUGGCUGGGCUGGCAGGGCACUGCUGCAGGGCUGGGCAGCAGGCUGGGCAAGGCCUUGGCAGUGGCAAGGCCUUGGCAGGCGGCUGGGGCAGCGGGCAGGUCGGCAGCAGGCUGGACAGGGCGCUGGGCACGGCAGCAGGGCGGCCAGAGGCUGGGCACAGGCUGGCAGGGCGCCUGGGCACAGGGCUGGGCCGGCAGGGCGCUGGGGCGCUGUGGCAGGGCGCUGGGGCGCGGCAGGGGGCGUGCCAGGGCGCUGGCAGGGCGGCCUGGGGGCUGUGGCAGGGCGGCAGGCAAGGUCUUUGGCAUGGCUGUGGCAUGGCUGUGGCAUGGGCUGGCAGCAUGGCUGGCAGGGCUGUCAUGGGCUGGCCAGGAGGCAUGGCUGGGCUGGCAGGGCACUGCUGCAGGGCUGGGGCAGCAGGCUGGGCAAGGCCUUGGCAGUGGCAAGGCCUUGGCAAGGCGGCUGGGGCAGCUGGCAGGUCGGCAGCAGGCUGGACAGGGCGCUGGGCACGGCAGCAGGGCGGCCAGAGGCUGGGCACAGGCUGGCAGGGCGCCUGGGCACAGGGCUGGGCGGCAGGGGCGCUGGGGGCGCUGUGGCAGGCGCUGGGCGGCGCGGCAGGGGGCGUGCCCCAG